AUGUCGCUCACCAAGUGCAGGAGCUUGUGCUCGCCCUCCGCCGCCGCCACACCCUCGUCCACGAGCUUGAAAGGAGAGCCCAGCGUGUCGAAAAAAUCCAGCUCGGAGUUCAUCUCGAGGGCGGCCGCAGGGGGCCCCGCGUCGCUGAGGAGAGACGCGAUCGAGUCUUCGGGCGUUAGCGGCAGGAGGGGAACGAGUCCGCCUUCAGGGGCCGAUGCACCGUGGUGCCGCUCGUCUUUACACUUGGAGAUCACUUUAUGCACGCCCUGCGCUGUUCCAAGCUUCGUUGACGGCGUGGUCGCGGGCUUGCGUCCCUUCUUACGCGGUGAUUUCACCGCGGCCGGGAGAAUGCGUGCGUGCCGUGCCGGCUUGUUCUUGGAAGCGUCAAUGCCGGAGAUAGGGAGCGUGGCCUUCCACGGCUGGCGCGUGGUUUGCGCCCGAACGCUCGUGAUGUCGGCGUUGGUGCCGUUGUGA
This is a messenger RNA of Chondrus crispus (carragheen), 474 nucleotides long. RefSeq lists its product as hypothetical. The transcript has a single exon. The coding region runs from base 1 to 474 and encodes 157 amino acids. The record is from RefSeq and is a predicted model, not a curated record. Lineage: Eukaryota; Rhodophyta; Florideophyceae; Gigartinales; Gigartinaceae.